AUGAGUACGAUCCAAUCAAGUUUCUUGAUUGCUACAAUUUUGAUGCUAUUAUUGUUAGAUUUUACCGUCGAUGCUCAAUCUAGUGCCGAUGUUGUUUUUCCUUUGAAAAAAUAUGGUAACAUAGUGUCUGGUACUGACAUCACGAAGGCUUUAGCAAAUGCAUGGAAGGAUGCAUGCACGUCCAAUCGUUCUAGUGCGAUUGUUAUUCCAGGAGGGAUAUUUAAAGUAAAGGAAGGGAUAUUUAAAGGACCUUGUGAAGGAGUUUUUGAUGGCCAAGGAAAGGCAGCUUGGAAAAAGAAUGAUUGCCAUAAACGCAUAAAUUAUUUUACCGUCGAUGCUCAAUCUAGUGCCGAUGUUGUUUUUCCUUUGAAAAAAUAUGGUAACAUAGUGUCUGGUACUGACAUCACGAAGGCUUUAGCAAAUGCAUGGAAGGAUGCAUGCACGUCCAAUCGUUCUAGUGCGAUUGUUAUUCCAGGAGGGAUAUUUAAAGUGAAGGAGUUUUUGAUGGCCAAGGAAAGGCAGCUUGGAAAAAGAAUGAUUGCCAUAAACGCAUAA
Messenger RNA from Cucurbita moschata (crookneck pumpkin), 555 nucleotides. Its product is annotated as polygalacturonase-like. The transcript is spliced from 6 exons. The coding region runs from base 1 to 555 and encodes 184 amino acids. The record is from RefSeq and is a predicted model, not a curated record. NCBI's taxonomy places the organism in Eukaryota, Viridiplantae, Streptophyta, Magnoliopsida, Cucurbitales, Cucurbitaceae.